AUGGAGCUGAGAGUGGGGAACCGGUACAGACUGGGCAGAAAAAUUGGAAGCGGAUCUUUCGGGGACAUCUAUUUAGGCACAGAUAUUUCAGUUGGCGAGGAGGUUGCAAUAAAGUUGGAAUGUGUGAAGACCAAACACCCUCAACUCCACAUCGAGAGCAAGAUCUACAAGAUGAUGCAAGGAGGAGUGGGCAUUCCAACAAUCAAAUGGUGUGGAGCAGAAGGUGAUUACAAUGUGAUGGUCAUGGAGUUGCUGGGGCCUAGCUUGGAGGAUCUCUUCAACUUUUGCUCCCGCAAGUUCAGCCUCAAGACAGUCCUGCUGCUCGCUGAUCAGAUGAUCAGUCGCAUUGAGUACAUUCACUCCAAGAACUUCAUCCACAGAGAUGUGAAGCCUGAUAACUUCCUGAUGGGACUGGGCAAAAAGGGCAACCUGGUCUACAUUAUCGACUUUGGCCUGGCUAAAAAAUAUCGUGACGCUCGCACACAUCAGCACAUCCCCUACCGUGAAAACAAGAACCUGACUGGCACUGCACGCUAUGCCUCAAUCAACACACAUCUGGGGAUUGAGCAGUCAAGGCGUGAUGACCUGGAGUCCUUAGGCUAUGUUCUCAUGUAUUUUAAUCUGGGCUCCCUUCCUUGGCAAGGUCUUAAGGCUGCUACCAAGAGGCAAAAGUAUGAACGGAUCAGUGAGAAGAAAAUGUCCACUCCCAUUGAGGUGCUUUGCAAGGGAUAUCCAUCUGAGUUUGCAACUUACCUGAAUUUUUGUCGGUCCCUGCGCUUUGAUGACAAGCCAGACUACUCAUAUCUGCGGCAGCUCUUCAGGAACCUGUUCCACAGACAGGGCUUCUCUUAUGACUAUGUUUUUGACUGGAACAUGCUCAAAUUUGGAGCCAACCGUGCAGCAGAGGAAGCAGAGAGAGAGCGCCGGGACCGCGAGGACAGGCUUAGGCAUGGCAGGAACCCAGGGGCCAGAGGAGUAUCUGCUGCAUCAGGACGACCACGAGGAACCCAGGACGGAGCCCCGCCCACCCCGCUGACGCCCACCUCACACACAGCAAACACAUCCCCUCGACAAGUGUCCGGCAUGGAGCGUGAGCGAAAGGUCAGCAUGCGACUUCACCGGGGCGCUCCUGUCAACAUAUCAUCCUCAGACCUAACAGGACGGCAGGACACGUCUCGCAUGUCCACUUCACAGAAUAGCAUUCCCUACGAGCAUCACGCCAAGUAGACGCUCGCCACGUCCUUGUGUGACGGUGGCAACACUGGAUUGUGUCUGGUGCACCAUCUGCUGGUCUCCAUCUUCUUGCUCCUCGAUGACCUCCCCCCCACACAAUGCAACCUGGCACGCCAAGUCCUGAAGCAAUCUGACAUACUGACACAACCACCACCACUAUUAACGACUGUUGCUAGACUGGCAAAAUCCCUCACCGCCCAAAACAUUUCAGGGUGUCGGACUCAGGAGCAUCCUCUGCCCACUUUAUCAGGAGACAUUUGCACAACCCUCUGCGCUGCAAUUCCAAUCUCUACCACCACACCAUCACUAGAUUUUGAAUCGGCAGUGCUUUGUUUACGGCACACGUGGCAUCCCACUAGUCUUUUCUAGGACGCUGAUCUGCUGAAACUUUCGUCAUUGAUAACUUACAUUUGCACUUUCACUGUCUGUUAAUUCAUACCUGAUCAAAAAAAUGUAAUUUCUCUAUAUUUUACAGCAAGGCGUAUCAGGCUGAACCAGAAUUUCACUACUGUGUGUAUAUAUCUGUUGGUUUAGGGGGCGCAAGGCAGUUUUCAUUCUCUCCUCCCACCAACUGUUUUUUUUUUUUUUCCCUGUUUUUAAUAAUGACCACCACUUUCUUUGGUAACACUGCACCCGUUUGUAUUAAAUAAGAAAAAAAGAAACUUCUUUGCAUGUUUUAGAGGGUGAGCCUUCGGAGUCGGGUGCAGAGGCUCAAGUGCUAGUUGAACCCACGAACAUACCAAAAACAUUGUUUGGCAUCUGUCCUAUAAGUUAUUAUUCUCUCUGUUCACCUCCAGCCUCUGGCGUACUGAUCAGUGAGCCCCUUCUCUUUCUAGUUGUUUCUACUGUACAAUAGAAGUGGGGGGCAAAGGCAUCAUCUAGACCUGGUUUCCUAGGUUUCCAGAUCAUUCAAACUUUUCCUAUUUUAUGAUUUUGAAGCUGUGAAUUACUUGUAAUAUUGAUGUGUACAUGUCUCAUCAUUUGUUUUCACUGACUUUUAGUAAUGGGGUCUAACAUAACUUUUAAGCUUGGUCAAGGAACCUAGUUGCAAAUUUGGGCUACCGCAAGUGUAGUCAGUCUGGCCCCUCAAAGCCAUGGAGUUCUUAUAUGAAGCAUUGAUGUGGGCACACUGAAUGUGGAAGAAGCUUUAUACGACAUGCUUUCCUGUCACAGCUUUUGCCCCUUUGUAUGAGAACUCAAGUGAUCCCUGCAGGGAAACACAUUCUAAAUGAAUCCCCUUACAUUAACAGUUAUUGAAAGGAUUCUGUGUUGAGAGAUAAUCUAACCAUAUUUUCACAGGAUUCUCUAGCAGCAGUGUGUGAUGAAUAACUUUAUGCCAUGCCUGUCGUUAAUAAUAAUUCUUGCUGCUCAUUUUUUUUUUUUUUUUUUUAACUUACUUUUGAUUUUGAUCCUCGACUACUUUGGCUAAGCCCUCUACACCUAUUGAAUUAUGUAAGCAACCAGAUCAGUAAGAUUUACUUUAUCACAUUUAUAUUUGCCACUUAAACUGUAAAUAAAUGAACUACUUGUA
Molecule: messenger RNA, 2764 nt
Organism: Acanthopagrus latus (yellowfin seabream)
Lineage: Eukaryota; Metazoa; Chordata; Actinopteri; Spariformes; Sparidae
Gene: csnk1db
Product: casein kinase 1, delta b
Exons: 10
Coding region: 1-1227 (408 amino acids)
Biological process (GO): signal transduction; endocytosis; peptidyl-serine phosphorylation
Cellular component (GO): cytoplasm; nucleus
Molecular function (GO): ATP binding; protein serine/threonine kinase activity
Source: RefSeq, a predicted model, not a curated record